Messenger RNA from Hypomesus transpacificus, 1610 nucleotides. RefSeq names its product interleukin-10 receptor subunit beta-like. NCBI's taxonomy places the organism in Eukaryota, Metazoa, Chordata, Actinopteri, Osmeriformes, Osmeridae. The transcript is spliced from 6 exons. Bases 164 to 1204 code for a protein of 346 amino acids. Gene Ontology annotation, molecular function: protein binding. The record is from RefSeq and is a predicted model, not a curated record.
CGUUUUUCUAGCGUAUCGUCAAUAGCAGAGAAACCUGAAACGUCAGUCUGGCAGUUACCUAAUGGCUACAAGGAAAUAACCGUCGAUAUUUAUUCAAUCCGCGUUCAGUUGUAGCCUAUAUAUUUUUACAGUUUUUCAGACUGACAAUUGGAUAAACAAGAAUAUGAAAGCAGCAUUUUGUAUACCUAUUGUAUUACUCUUUUUUAUGGAUGGGGGGGUUUUAGCUGAACUCCCUCCUCCUAUCAAUGUGAGGAUAGAUUCCAUCAACAUGGAGCUGGUAUUGCAGUGGGAUGCUGCCCUGAACACCACAGACAACAUCACCUACACAGCAGAAUACAGGGGCUUUUACCCACCCUACAAAGUGAUGUGUGGGAACAUUACAGAGUUGCGUUGUGACUUCAGCAGUGUUCUCCAACCAUUUGGAGUGUACUCUUUCAGAGUGAGGGCAGAGCUGCAAGGGGAAGGCUCGCCUUGGGUGGAAAUAUCAAAUUUCGUUAUGGACGAACAUACUGAGAUCGGGCCCCCCUCUGUGAUUCUCAACGCCAGUGGGAUCAACAUUGAAGUGACCAUUAUGGAUCCAGUGUUCCGGAUAAAAACGUUUAGAGAUGUUUAUACCAUGGCCUCAUACAACAUCACCUACUGGGAGAAGGAUCACAAAGACAAGGCCGUUCACAUGAGUGACAUAGAGCAGCCCAGGAUGGUUCUUCCUGACCUUGAGUCCUGGACCAGCUACUGUGUCCAGGCCCAAGUGAAGACCCUGAGGUUAAACAAACUCAGCCAACCCAGUGGUGUGGUGUGUGAGACCACUAGGAAGGUACCUGUGGGAGCCUCGCGACCCUUCCGGGUUCAUGGCCGUGCAGACCAGCCCCCCUCCACAGGAAGUCUUCCACCCUGUCCGUGUCAUGGCGGAGGACCCUCCGUCAGAGCUCCCACCGACGGCUACCGGACUUAUCGUCACCGACCACGACGAGACGACGGGGGGGGAGACGGUGAACGGAGGGUGGGCUGGGUGAAAGGAGGAGAGGGCUCUGAUAUAGGCCCUGAAAAAGGGACGUGUUGCCUGCAUGAGGCCUGUUCGGGUGGCUGUUUGAAGGUAUGGGAUCCCCAUGACAACUACGGCGUUUCCACUGUGUUUGGGUUUGACGAUGUUUGGAGGAUUUCAGCAAGUAUAGCAGAGAUGAGUAUGUCCUUUGAAAUUAGAUAGUAUUUUUAGCCCUUGUGUCACAAUGACCCAAAGGCACAACUCAUUGUUGUGUUGCGACAACUUUACCCAAUACUGAACCAAUAAAAAGUUUUAUUUUAACCUUUGCGCUGUGGGGGAUCUGAGACAUGCCGACGGUUAAAAGAAAAUGCUUCACUUACAUUUUUUAUAAGGUAAAAUUGUCGCAACACGACGGUGGGUCACACUCACAAUGACUCGAAGGGUCGAAGACCCGAAGGUAACACAAGGGUUAAGGUCUGGCUGCACAGUGUUGAAGUGUUGUGCAAUGUCAGUGUGCUUUAAACCUAGUUGUGGGUACUGUUUUUAUGUAAUGUUUAGUGUUUAUUUUAUUUUUAUAAUGAACUGUCAGCAGAUUAAGCUUUAUUAAUAAAAAGUUGUGUUGAAUCCA